Megalobrama amblycephala (Wuchang bream) is the source of this 1375-nucleotide messenger RNA. Its product is annotated as B-cell receptor CD22-like. Gene Ontology annotation, molecular function: transmembrane signaling receptor activity. NCBI's taxonomy places the organism in Eukaryota, Metazoa, Chordata, Actinopteri, Cypriniformes, Xenocyprididae. The transcript is spliced from 6 exons. Gene Ontology annotation, biological process: cell surface receptor signaling pathway. Bases 116 to 1375 code for a protein of 419 amino acids. The record is from RefSeq and is a predicted model, not a curated record.
UUCUUUCUCUCAGUUUGCAGUUCUGAGUAGUUUUGUCUCCUCCUCCCUCAUCACUUCUUUCAAACACAGGAAGUGUCUGGUUUCACACACAGAAAACAGUCGAUAAUGUGACAGUAUGGGGUCCAGUGCAUUGCUUCUCAUCUUGCUGAUGUCCUUCAUCCACUCUGAGCUCAAUCAACAUGCUGGAGAUACUGUGCAGUACUACAUGAAACCUGUAGUGAAGGUGACGCCAGAUCAGCGUGUGUUCAGAGGAGAGACAGUCACUCUCACAUGUGACAUACAGGGAGGAGGAAACAUUCAGUGGGCAUACAGCUGGUUUAAAGAUAGAAACCCUUUAAAUCCAUACACAACAACAGCUUCAGAGUUCAGUUUCACAGCUGAAGUGUCUUACAGUGGUGAAUACAGCUGUAGAGGAGUGAGAUCAGACUCACAGACAGACAUCAGUGCUGCUGUUACACUGACUGUAUCAGAUUUACCCACACCUACACUGACUGUGACACCUGACAGAUCUGUAUUCACUGGAGAGAGAGUCAAUCUGAAGUGUGUGAUAAACUCUGAUCACACUGACUGGAGAUAUGAGUGGAAUAAAGACAGUUCAAUGUUACAGGCAUCUGAGCGUUACACUGUAAACAGAGACACUCUCAGUAUUGUUGAAGCUGUUGAGUCUGAUCAGGGUUGGUACACGUGUAAAGGACACAUAGAUGGAAGAUCAGUUUCAUCACAAUCAAGCUCUGUUUAUCUCUCUGUGAAGGAUUUACCCACAUCUACACUGACUGUGACACCAGACAUAUCUGUAUUCACUGGAGAGAGAGUCAAUCUGAAGUGUGUGAUAGAGACUUACAGAUCCUGGAUCUGGAGAAAUUACCAGAUAAAUGACUGGAGAGACUGGACACAUGAGUGGAGAUAUGAGUGGUAUAAAGGCAUCAGAUCCAGUGUGAAGUUACAGAUGUCUGUGCGUUACACUGUAAACAGAGACACUCUCAGUAUUGUUGGAGCUGUUACAUCUGAUCAGGAUCAGUACUGGUGUAGAGGACUGAGAGAUGGAAGACCAAACACAUCACAAUCAAGCUCUGCUGUUUCUCUCUCUGUGAAGGAUAAACCAAAGCCAAUUCUGACUGUACGUCCCCAGAGUUCAGUGUUCACUGGAGACACAGUUACUCUCAGCUGUGAUGUGGGACAGUCAACUGGAUGGACUUUUCUCUGGAGGAAAGGCUCAGACCCUGAAUUCACUGGUCAUUCAACUAUAUCAGUCAGUUCUGUGAGAGUCUCUGAUGGAGAAACAUACCAGUGCAGAGCAGAGAGAGGAAAAUACUACACAGAGCUCAGUGAUACAAUUAAGAUAACAGUGAGAGGCAAGUGCUCUUUCACUUUGUAG